AUGCUUCGAAGCAGACUCGCUGCGGCCCCUGUUACUGCCAACUCUAUGGCAGCGCACCACGAAACAGACUGUGACAAGGGCCGGAGCGGCGGCGAGCAAACCUCUGGAGGGCUUGAGAUGGCAGCAGGAGAGUGUGCGACGCAGCAUGAGGAGGCAGCGCUGCAGCCACCAGCGUCGCCCCGCCAUGCGAAGCGGCCCACAGUGCACACGCAGGCAGAGGCGGGCGGUGCGAGAGGAGAGCGGGAGAGGGGGGAAGCGAGUGGGCUGUGGUUCGUGAUGAACGGCGGUGGGCAGGCUGCGGUUGUGGGGCGCGAGGAUGAGGUGGAGGAGGGGGAGGUGAGGAGUGAGGACGGGGAGGAAGGAGAGGAGGAAGGAGAGGAGGAAGGAGGAGCGGAGGCGGGAUUUGAGAUGGAGGGAGAGGAGAGAGGAGCAGAGAUAGAUGGGCAGGAGGAGAAAGGUGAAGAGGUGGAGAACGCGGGGUACGAAGAGGAUGACGAUGUGAUUGAGGUGGGUCCUGGUGCGAUAGGGACUCAGGCAGUACAGCAGCGGCAGGAGGAGCAGAUGGAGCAGAAGAUGCCGCAGGCAGUGCAAGUGCAAGAGCAAAGGCCCGGCAGCAGAGAGAAGCACAAGGGCGGAGGUAUGGGACGAGGGGAAGGAGGAGGAGCGGGGGGAGGUCCCACCCACCCGAGUGCACGGCGGUCCUUGGCUGCUGCAUUCGCAGGUGCCGAGGGCACCAAAGGGGCAGAUGACGGAAGGAAGCAGGGGGCUUUUAUGGGCCCAGGCCCGCAGACCAGCCCUCUUGCAGCGGGCGAUAAGGAGCGUCAAGUCUGCUUGGUGAAGCCCUGUAUUGAUGCUACAGUGUACCUCGUUAUAGACAACCUGGAGCAGCUCAAAGCCUUCCCUGCAGGGGAAGGCCCGCAGCUGCUGGAAACUUUCCUCCGUCUGCCCGAACUGCUGGGGCAGUCUAACUUAGGGCUAAUUCUAGAGCUGGAAACUGUUCUCGUGGGGAUGCGACCCAAUCAGCCGCUCUUCCUCUCCUUCCUCAGGCAGGUGGUUCCGGUGUAUUCCCGUGCCUGUCGCUCCCUGCCGCACCUCGUCUCGCUCGUGGACCACUCCUGGCCGCUCUACACCACUCCGAUCACCACAGGCACCGUGUCCCCCGACCACCCCAGCUGUGCACGCCUGCUGUAUAUGCGCGCACAGGAGCACAUAGGAGCCACACUCAAGCAGCCCGUCUCCACGCUCGUACGCUCCUCUGUCAUGGAUACUACUGCUGUUGCUGCUGCCACUGCUUCAGCUGCCAACUCCCCGUUCCACGGAAUGUACCCACUCCAGUGCACCCUGCAGCAGCCGCAGCAGCAGCAGCAGAUGAUGCUAGGGUGGGGCCCAGAAGCUCCAAUGGACGGACCAGAUCUUCCCAUCAUGGCUCGAUUCGCCCUUGUGGCAGCGUUCACCUGCUCACGCAACCCAGCACCGUCCGAUUCGACCCUCUUCAACUUCUCAGACUCUUUGCAAGCCGGUGGAGCCGGGUUUCGGUCCAGGAGGAAGAGGAAGGCAAGUGCAGCGGAUCUAGACAAGCAGGCGAGAGAGGCCAGGGAGGCUCAGCAGCAGGGGCCCAUUCCCUUCGCUCUUUCGCGCUGGCUGUUCAUGGCCCACCACUUGGUGAAAGCUCAUUGGUCCUCUCCUCUCGCCUCGGUUGCUAGUGGUGGUGCUGCUGAGUCAGCACCUGCGGUGGAUGACAGCCUGCUGACUCAGCUUGCGACUCUGAUUCGCGGAGGGCUGGUGAGCCAGUCAGGGGAAGACAGGCUGGCGAGCACGACACGGUUCAAGUGCAGUGCCAGAAAGGAACUGGUGAAGCAGGUGGCGAACACUCUUGGCAUUCGACUGGAGCAGCUUCUACUAUUUGGCUAG
Messenger RNA from Closterium sp. Yama58-4, 1911 nucleotides. The record is from the annotation of a GenBank genome assembly. Lineage: Eukaryota; Viridiplantae; Streptophyta; Zygnematophyceae; Desmidiales; Closteriaceae.